This is a messenger RNA of Anoplopoma fimbria (sablefish), 3031 nucleotides long. It is a transcript of the gene tnfrsf9a, whose product is annotated as tumor necrosis factor receptor superfamily, member 9a. Lineage: Eukaryota; Metazoa; Chordata; Actinopteri; Perciformes; Anoplopomatidae. The record is from RefSeq and is a predicted model, not a curated record. Gene Ontology annotation, cellular component: external side of plasma membrane. Gene Ontology annotation, biological process: regulation of cell population proliferation. Bases 192 to 1079 code for a protein of 295 amino acids. Gene Ontology annotation, molecular function: signaling receptor activity; cytokine binding. The transcript has 7 exons.
UCUGAGAACACAGCACUGAGAGGUUUCUUUAUGAUAUCAAUCAUUCUCCCAACCUAUAGGUUAGGUUAGCUUUAGGUCAAGAACACUGUUCAUGUAAUUUUGAGUAAAGCAACAGAUUUAGAGAAAAAAAAAAUAGCCUUUUCUAAAUAAUAAAUUAGGUAUCAGGGACAUUUCUCGGAUUGGAUUACCUCAUGUCUUCCCUGAGGUGGCUGUGUCGACCUGACAACAGCAUGGCUGCAAUCUUAUGGGCGAUGGGUCUCUCUCUGCUCCUGCAGGGUUGUUUGUGCAGUGUUGGACAGAAUGACAAAGGCUGCAUGCGAUGGACACCAAAGGGGGAGGAUGUUUGCUGUGAUGAAUGUCAUCCUGGACACCGCCUGUACAAAGAUUGUGGCCCACGCCCGACAGAGCUGUGUAUUCCUUGUGAGCCUGGGACAUAUACAGAGAGCUCUAAAAGCUACAUGUGUAAAAGGUGUACACAGUGUGUAGGUGCUCAAGUCUAUGUUAAACAGUGCACAACUACAAGUGACACAAAGUGUGGAUGUAGAGAGGGACUCAUCUGUGGCGAUGUCCCCUGUUCCUUCUGUAUUAAAAAGUGUGACAAAGGUGAAGAACCUGCAGCGAAACGUUCAUGCAGACCUUGUCCAGAUGGAACCUUCAAUGAUCAAAUUCACCAGAAGUGUAAACCCUGGAGUACCAAGUGUCCCAAUACAGAACAAAAGAUCAUGGCCAGGGGAGAUGCACUUAAUGACAUUAAGUGUGCCAAUGUUUCAAUUGGCACAGUGAGCAAUCCAAAGAAACCUGAUCCCACAGAAAAUGCAUUGCCGUUGGUCUUAACUGUUAUCAUCAGUAUAGUGCUGAUGGCCUUUGGUAUCAUCAUCACCAUCAUCAUUAUGGCCAAGAAAAUCUUCCAGAAAAGCGAGGAAGAAGGGGAAAAGCCAAUCCAAAUCAUCAGAACCCCUACAGAUGAUCCCACGACCUUAAUAGCAAUUGAAUGCAGUUUCCACGAGGCCCAGCAAGAGCAAGGCAGCAGCUCGGAGUCGCUUGCCUCCAAGGACUCCUCAGAGCCGCUCAUUGCAUGAAUGGCUGGGAUGCCACACUGAAGUGCCUGUUUUGUUUAUCUUGAAGUCUGUGAAAAGGAAUAUCCCGAGUCCUUAUUUGCGCCUUAUAUUGAGCCACAAUAUUGGAAGAGCUGUGUUGGAGAUAUGACGGAAACAGAGCAAUGCAUUUACCCAUCUUUCUUUCACCCAGCCUAUUUUACUUAUAUCGGAGUUACCAAAGCUACUGGGAAUUUUUUGGAAAGGUCAGGUCAGAGCUGAUAGUUUGCUUUAUGAUUACACCAGGAUACCAUUACAGUGAUCCUUUGAUGAUACCAUAAAUAAACAGAGUGGAAGGGGAAUUCUGGAGGGAAAAAACAAAGUGCAUCAUGUGAGUUAUAGCAGACAGUGAGGUUGCGGUUUUUAGGCUUGAGAGAUAUAGUUUUCCUUAAUUGCUGUGGCAGUUUUUGAAUUAUUGGAUUGCAUUUGGCACCAGAUAAUGGUAAAACAGCAUUCUGUGACGCCUUUUCACUUCCUUUUUGUCACAUUCCCUGAGCCAGUUUGUGACAAAACCUUACAUUAUAAAACAAAGCCUUUAGAAACCACUGGAAUUUUUUUUAAAAGAACUGUAUAAAAUAAUACUGUAGCCUUUGAAUGAGUGUGAAAGAGUUUCACUUCUUUGAUAUUUGCAUGUCUGAGCGGUAAAGAUGCAUAGUGUUGCUCUGCGUGAACGUACAGUACGGGUGGGUGUGGAAGUCUGACGGCAGUUUAGUCAUGCCUAAGGCUUAGCCCACUAUUUUCAAAAAAUGAUGUUUUACUCCAGUAACCAACCUUGUUACCUGCCUUUUACUGAUGAAUUUGUACAUUUCUAACCCUGGUUUUGGUGCAGCCAAACUAGAACAAUGCUGUGUCAAUCAUGAUUUUAUGUGUUUAUUUCCAAUAUUUAAAGUAUUUAAAUUAGUCUAUAGAACACAGAAGAUGACAGCUUUGUUUACCUUUGUAAAUUGAAGACCAUAUGGUAUAUAGCCUACUCCAUCCUGCUUAACAUUAACAGGAACUAUAUGGAAUUUCCUACUUUAUUAGUGACAAAAAGUCCAGUGAAGGGAGUUUCCCCUUUUGUCAAUAAUACUAUAAAAUGCCAAGGGGAAUCUACUGUACACUACACAACACCUUGGUUUGGCCUUUAAUGAAAUGGGUUUUGUUACAAUUUAAUAGCAGCUCUUAAGCAAGCUGGGACAUGCCUCUUGAGCAAGAGUUGAGCAACACAGUGGGCAUCACAAAUGGAUUAUUCAUCGAGAUGAAAAGUCAGAUUUGAUUAGUCAUUGACUGCAUCGAAAUAGUUGAAUCCUAUCUUCUGUGUCAUGUGGAAAGCCAAUAUGGGACAACUGUGAUGCAAACUCAGCAAAUAUACGAGGCACACAACAUGUCCAAAUUAGGCUCUCUCUCCCCGACAGUCCUGAGCUCUUUAUUGCUUCUGCCUAUCUUCUACCACAGUAGAGUGGGCAGCUAGAUCAGACCAAGUGGAACUGUUUUUCACAAACGCAAGUCUUUUCUGAACUGUAGCAGGCGUAUAUAUCUCUUCUGAAAUGGAACAUUUGAGAAACCUGCUGUGUGGGCUUGGGGUUAAAAUGUUAGUCCGCACUUAUAGUAAUCUUUCAGCGAGUAUGUAUGAGUCACAGCUCGAGCAGGGUGAUGUCUGAUGAGACCACAAAGUUCACAGGUGCUGCCUUGAGAAGAGUUACCACAGUACAGUCUAUGUCAUACGGUGACAUUUUCUUAGAACUGUUGCACUUUAUCUUACAACUCUUAUCCGAUUCAUUUUAUGGACUUUUGGUUUGUUUAGAAUGUUCAUUUAUCUGUCUGCCUUUAUAACAAAAUGUUUAAAAGCCUUGCUUUUAUAUGUGUUCAGAGCGGUCAUUGGACUACAAUGCAGUAUACCUUCUGUUACAUUGUACUUUUAUAACUUUUUAAAAACACCCAAUAAAAUUGGAAUUUUC